GGUAGUAGCAGUAGUAGUAGUAGUAGCAGCAGUGGUAGUAGCAGUAGUAGUAGUAGCAGCAGCAGUGGUAGUAGCAGUAGUAGUAGUAGUAGCAGCAGUGGUAGUAGCAGUAGUAGUAGUAGUAGUAGCAGCAGUGGCAGUAGCAAUAGUAGUAGUAGUAGUAGCAGUGGUAGUAGCAGUAGUAGUAGUAGUAGUAGUAGUAGUAGCAGCGGUAGUAGCAUUAGUAGUAGUAGUAGUAGCAGCAGUGGUAGUAGCAGUAGUAGUAGUAGUAGUAGUAGUAGUAGUAGUAGUAGCAGCAGUGGUAGUAGCAGUAGUAGUAGUAGUAGUAGUAGUAGUAGUAGUAGUAGUAGUAGCAGCAGCAGCAGUGGUAGUAGCAGUAGUAGUAGUAGCCGUGGUAGUAGCAGUAGUAGUAGUAGUAACAGUGGUAGUGGUAGUAGUAGUAGUAGUAGCAGCAGUGGUAGUAGUAGUAGUAGUAGUAGCAGUGGUAAUAGUAGUAGUAGUAAUAGUAGUAGUAGUAGUAGCAGUGGUAGUAGUAGUAGUAGUAGUAGUAGUAGCAGCAGCAGCAGUAGUAGUAGCAGUAGUAGUAGUAGCAGCAGUGGUAGUAGCAGUAGUAGUAGUAGUAGUAGUAGUAGUAGUAGCAGUGGUAGUAGCAGUAGUAGUAGUAGUAGUAGU
Molecule: messenger RNA, 672 nt
Organism: Cherax quadricarinatus
Lineage: Eukaryota; Metazoa; Arthropoda; Malacostraca; Decapoda; Parastacidae
Source: RefSeq, a predicted model, not a curated record